This is a messenger RNA of Ceutorhynchus assimilis (cabbage seed weevil), 1125 nucleotides long. NCBI's taxonomy places the organism in Eukaryota, Metazoa, Arthropoda, Insecta, Coleoptera, Curculionidae. The record is from the annotation of a GenBank genome assembly.
AUGAUUAUUUCCAGACUGCUGGGCAGUUUUUAUUUGAUUUGUUUUUGUGUGAGCGAUCAAAGAUUAUUAAUAGAUCAAUUAAGAUGGGAUUUUUUGGAAUUGGAAAACGAGAUUUGGAAUAUGUCGUCGAACGGGUUGUUGUACAUGACCCGAGAAGAGGCCGAGCUUUAUUUGUGUGAAAAAAUUCACGAUUUUGACAGGAAAUUAAUGCAGAUGCCCCAAGAUCUCCUAUACGGAUCAGAAGCGAUGAGAGGGUUACCAAAAUUUCCGUCUUUUCACUCAGAAUUAAAAAUGAUCGAAACUUUAUAUCAAAAGUUCAAAGACUACCAGCAACAAGUUAUGGCAGGAAGAUCUGAUAGAGUGUCAUUAGAAAAUAUUACCUAUGAUAUUAAGAACAAUAAAAGCGGUGCUGAAAAGACCGUUGAUGGCGAAUAUGAAAUUUCCUAUGAAGAUCAUAAUGAAAACUUUUAUCAGAAUUUUGAAGACUACUACCAGCAAGAAGUAAUGACAGAAAGUCCUGAUAGAAUGAGCUUGGAAGAUAUUAUCUAUGAUAUUAAGAACAAUAAAAGCGGUGAUGAAAAGACCGUUGAUCGCGAAUAUGAAAUUUCCUAUGAAGAUCAUAAUGAAAACUUUUAUCAGAAUUUUGAAGACUACUACCAGCAAGAAGUAAUGACAGAAAGUCCUGAUAGAAUGAGCUUGGAAGAUAUUAUCUAUGAUAUUCAGAACAAUAAAAGCGGUGCUGACAAGACCGUUGAUCGCGAAUAUGAAAUUUCCUAUGAAGAUCAUAAUGAAACCUUUCAUCAGAAUUUUGAAGACUACUACCAGCAAGAAGUAAUGACAGAAAGUCCUGAUAGAAUGAGAUUGGAAGAUAUUAUCUAUGAUAUUACGAACAAUAAAAGCGGAGCUGAACAGACCAUUGACCGCGCAUAUGAAAUUGCUUAUAAAGAUUCUAAUGGAAUUCAAGAAAGACUCGACAAGUUUGAUUACUCCUGCAUAAACCAUCUACAAUCGCCCCAACAGCCCAUUUACAAUUUAUAUAAUAUGUUUGCUUUGACCGAUCUUAAAGCUUAUAUUCUGCAACAAUUCAGUCAUUUAGUCAAUCGACUUCGAAAUAAAGGCAAGUAG